AUGACCUGGUGUGGCAGCAGCAGGGUGUUGGGGGUGAACGUGAGCUGCCCCAGCCCCCUGGUGCGGGGCACCCUGGGGGGGGAAGCCCUCCUGGUCCGUCAGCUACACCAGCCGCAGCUCCGACUCCCCGUCAUCAAGUGGGCAGCUGCGGCUGAGCGGGAGAAGCCCGUCACCGUGGUCCAGUCCAUCAGCACCAGCGUCAUCGGCAACCUGCGCCCGGAGUACCGCGACCGGAUCUUGAUGUUCGACAGCUCCCUGCUGCUCCACAGCCUGCAGAUGUCAGACGAGAGGGGGGCGUACGGGGUGGAGAUCUCCAUCACCGACGACACCUUCACCGGGGAGAAGAACAUCAAUCUCACCGUGGAUGUUCCAGUCACCAGACCCUACAUCCAGAUGUUGGCUUCCUCGGUCCUGGAGCUCAGCGAGCUCUUCCAUCUUCACUGUUCCCAUGACAACGGCACCAAGCCCACGUACACUUGGCAGAAGGGGGGCCAGGUUCUGGCCAAUGACUCGCGGCUGCAGCUGUCACAUGAUCAGAAGGUGCUGACCAUCUCGCGGGUGGUGAUGUCGGACGAUGACGUGUACAGCUGCGUGGUGGACAACCCCAUCAGCAGCAUGAGGAGCCUGCCUGUCAAACUCACCGUCUACAAGCGUAGCUCGCUGUACAUCAUCCUGUCCACCGGGGGCAUAUUCUUGCUGAUCACCCUGGUGACUGUGUGUGCUUGCUGGAAGCCCUCCAAAAAGAAGCGCCAGUCUGCCAUCCAAAGAUCCCCUGUUUAUAUGGAGCAGAGUGAGAACGGCCAUGAUGUGGAUGUGGUUCCUAAACCAAUGGGUUAUCCUGGUCGCAGGAGCCCUCUGGCUCUCUAUGUGCUCAAUGAAGACGAACUUGAUGAGAGCUGCUCGAGGAAUCCUCACAUUCAACCAGGGCUUAGAUACCCGCCCAACUACGCCCACACACUUGAGGGCCACGCCCACUCCCUCCGCAGGUACCCUCGCAGUCCUGUCCCCUCCCCCCUGGCUCAACCCCAUCGGCCCACCCCCCUGCGCCCCAUCCUCCACCCAUGUGCCCCACCAUCACCACUCGCCACUGGCUCUGGGAGGAGACCCCGCCCACCUGUGAGCCUUCCAACCAACCGGCAGACACCAGAGCCGGCCAUAACCACGGAGACCACAGAGGCCGAGUUCCCGCCCCUCUCCACUGCCCCUCCUUCAUGACCCGAGGCUGGGACUGGAGGGCCUGACUGUCUGAGUAACCACCUAGCAGUGCUCACUCCCAAUACCCCUCACUAUGCCGUCACUCUAUAUGUUUGAUAUUAGCUACCAUGAGAGUAUAACGUUCCUUUUUGUUUGUAUGGAUCUUUAUGUGCUCUCCUGCUCGCCCUGUUUGGAAACAUGAGAUUGAGACACUUUCUUUACACUGGGCAGACAGACAGGCAGUCUAACCGACAGUUAGACAGACAGACCUGACCACACCGUGACACAAUUCUGCUUAUCAGAAUGGAUGUAUUUACCUUUUUUCAUUUUUGGUAUUUCAAACAUUAUUUCAACCCUUUCUUCUUGUGUAUAAAGUACCAAGAUCCAGUGCUAUGUAAAUAUGUUAUUUGGGGAUUUUUACACAGCAGACAUUUUAACACCUCAUAUAAAACAGCUUCUUUAUCACACAAGAUACAUUUUUAUAAAUUUGAACUAAAAUAAACAAUGGAUGAAGGUUCCUCAUGUGUCCA
Molecule: messenger RNA, 1724 nt
Organism: Osmerus eperlanus (European smelt)
Lineage: Eukaryota; Metazoa; Chordata; Actinopteri; Osmeriformes; Osmeridae
Gene: hepacama
Product: hepatic and glial cell adhesion molecule a
Source: RefSeq, a predicted model, not a curated record